Messenger RNA from Theobroma umbraticum, 2579 nucleotides. RefSeq names its product Nucleoside transporter family protein. The record is from RefSeq and is a predicted model, not a curated record. Lineage: Eukaryota; Viridiplantae; Streptophyta; Magnoliopsida; Malvales; Malvaceae. Gene Ontology annotation, molecular function: nucleoside transmembrane transporter activity. Gene Ontology annotation, biological process: nucleoside transmembrane transport. Gene Ontology annotation, cellular component: plasma membrane.
AUAAAAGUAGGAAGCUAUUACUAGUUGAAACGACACAUGUCAAAAGAGGGGUUGAUCAAGCUCUCUCUGGUGAAGAUUUUUUGACAUUAGAAGACGGAAUCAAGUUCUGCAGAUGGAUGGCUAAUCAAAAGAGGACCUGCUCAACAUGCCGAAAGGACCUCUUCUUUCACUUCGCGACUCUUGACAGGAGCCUCUCUUGGUUCUUCUGCAAAGAAACUCGUAUCAGCCUAUCAGGACACUCAGCAGCCAUUGAUAUCUCGCAUUGUCAAAAAAUAAGGAAAUCUUUACAAAGGGGCAGCUGCGAAGGAAAUCUCUAGGUAAAUAGCAUUGUUGAAUCCAGGAAUAAUGAAAGGAUGUACUAUAGUAAAUAUAAUUGUGUGACAAUUGAUUCUUUUAUGUCCUUUUUGAUCGAAUGAUCAUUUGCAAGUCGUGAAAUGAUUGUCUCACGAGGUUAGAGAUGUUUGCCAGCGCCCAGUAGCUCUGCUAAGAUUCUGAUUAUUAACUUGACAAUACCAGCAUGCUAUAACCCAUGUGUAGAAGCAGUACAGCAAUGAAAAAGGUACUUCUAACUCCGCCCAUCCAUUACUGUCCCCACACAGCGCAUAUUUUCUCCAAGCAUGAGCCCCAUCGAUUCCAAAUCCCAAUCCAUCAAUCAAAUCCAUGAUCAAAAUUAGUAGAGCUGUCAGCUAACCAAGGGUCUCCAGCUUACCUUCCAUGGUUAGUCAAGCUGGUCCAACGUUAGUGACCAGUUUCAGAAGGCAACUAAGUUUUGUAUACAAAUACUAUAUAAAGCUAUUUCUUUUGACUAGCUAAGCACCCUAGUCUGGCAGAUUCGUGCUUUAUCAGCUUAGCUUGUUUAUGCCUUUCUAAUCAGCAAGUCAAUUCAUCAUGUUCUACACCACUUAUUGUGAAGCUUAAAUUCCAACCGAAGACUGUUAUACUUAGAAGAGAACCUUGAAGCCUGCAAGAAAUGCAAAGAAAUGGAAAACCCAAAGGCGCCAGCGAAUCAGCCUGAGCCAAGGGACACUUACAAAAUUGCUUACAUGAUCCAUUUCUUGCUUGGUGCGGGCAAUUUGCUUCCAUGGAAUGCUUUUAUCACAGCUGUUGAUUACUUCGGUUAUCUCUACCCUGCCAAGCAUGUGGAAAAGGUUUUCUCUGUAGGCUAUAUGAGCUCUUCUAUGCUAGUUUUAGUUGUUAUGAUGAGUUCGGGUUGCUGCAGCCGAAAGUUGACUCAUAGAUUUAGAAUGAACAUGGGAUUUUCCAUGUUUAUUUUCUCCCUGUUGGUUGCUCCAACUAUAGACUGGGCAUGGCAUAGCAGCUCGUCCAAAGAACGACAGAAUGCAGCCUAUUUCGUGACAAUUGCAGCAGUUGUAAUAUGUGGUUUAGCAGAUGGCUUGAUAGCAGGAAGCUUAAUAGGAUCAGCAGGAAAGCUUCCAAAACAGUACAUGCAGGCUAUUUUUUCUGGAACUGCCUCUUCAGGUGUGCUGGUUUCCAUCCUGAGAAUAAUAACAAAGGCUUCACUUCCACAAACCCCACAGGGCCUCCGAGCAAGUGCUCAUUUCUACUUUAUAGUCAGCACCACUAUCCUGCUUUGCUGCAUUCUCUGCUGCAAUUUGCUAUAUAAGUUACCAGUUAUGCAACAGCAUUACAGACUUCUUCGAGAGGACCCAUUUUGCUCCAGGCCUCAAUUUUGGACCGUGGCAAAAAAGGUCUGCUGGCCAGCUCUCGGGAUUCUCAUGAUAUACAUAGUGACCCUCUCUAUUUUCCCCGGAUUUAUAGCCGAGAAUCUUGAAUCCAAGCUUCUUCGGGACUGGUAUCCUGUUUUGCUCAUCACAAUGUAUAACGUCGCAGAUUUCAUGGGAAAGUCUCUGACUGCAAUAUAUGUUCUACAGAGCAUUAAGAAAACUACAUGGGCUGCCAUAGCUAGGCUUUUAUUCUAUCCACUUUUCACUGCUUGCCUCCAUGCACCAAAGUGGCUCAAGGGUGAAGUGCCAGUAGUGGUUCUUACAUUUAUGCUCGGAUUAACUAAUGGAUACCUAACAAGUGUGUUGAUGAUCCUAGGCCCCAAGACCGUCCCAGUUUCGGAAGCAGAACUAUCAGCAAUUGUAUUGAUCGUGUUCCUGGGAAUUGGUUUGGUCAGUGGUUCACUUGUUGGUUGGUUUUGGAUCAUUUGAUCCUCUUCCUGAGCUCCCCUUGUCUCCGACUCAUGUAGCUAGUUUUCUUUGGAAAAAGAAAAGGUUAGUUCUGCUGUGUGCUGAUUUCGCAGACCUGAAGUCCACUCUUCAUGUACUCAAAGCAAAGAUGAAAUCUGAAUCUCUCUGCAGAGUCUGUGAAAACACCAAAAAAAUAGAGCCUCUGUAGUGUUAUUAGUUGGCAACAAAGGUGCUAAGGAAAAUCUAUAAAAAGCUUUGGAGUUUGUCUUCUUUAGUAAUCCCACAUUUGAGUAAUUUGAUCUCUUUUACUCGCCUCCAUGCCCUGCUUUAUGUCUCUAACGAAAAUCAAGAACUCUAAAGUUGGAUUAAGCAUCCACCACCUUUGAUUAAUUAAGUCAAAAAGAUUAUGUAAAUAGGAUUGAAUAU